Seriola dumerili (greater amberjack) is the source of this 2477-nucleotide messenger RNA. Its product is annotated as V-type proton ATPase catalytic subunit A-like. Gene Ontology annotation, cellular component: lysosomal membrane; proton-transporting V-type ATPase, V1 domain. Gene Ontology annotation, biological process: proton transmembrane transport; ATP metabolic process. The transcript is spliced from 15 exons. The coding region runs from base 115 to 1968 and encodes 617 amino acids. The record is from RefSeq and is a predicted model, not a curated record. Gene Ontology annotation, molecular function: proton-transporting ATPase activity, rotational mechanism; ATP hydrolysis activity; ATP binding. NCBI's taxonomy places the organism in Eukaryota, Metazoa, Chordata, Actinopteri, Carangiformes, Carangidae.
GUCCAGUGCCUGGCAGGUGAUUAGCACAGCGAAGCUCCUCCUCAGCUACGCCAGAGACAAUCCUGGACAACUGCACAGCAAGAUAAGGGAUUUUUCAGGACAGAGACGAUCAAGAUGGAUACGUCAAAACUACCUAGGAUCCAGGAUGAAGAGCGAGAGAGCCAGUUUGGAUAUGUACAUGGGGUUUCUGGACCAGUGGUGACAGCUACUGCGAUGGCAGGAGCAGCCAUGUACGAGCUGGUUCGUGUCGGUCACAGUGAGCUAGUGGGAGAAAUCAUCCGUUUAGAGGGAGACAUGGCAACUAUCCAGGUCUAUGAGGAGACUUCCGGUGUGUCUGUUGGUGAUCCUGUCCUGCGAACAGGAAAACCCCUCUCUGUAGAGUUGGGACCAGGAAUCAUGGGCUCCAUCUUUGACGGUAUCCAGCGCCCGCUAAAAGACAUCUAUGACAUCAAUAAAAGUAUCUAUAUCCCAAGAGGAGUAAAUAUCGGCGCUCUUAACAGAGACAUCAAAUGGGAAUUUUCCCCUGGCCAGAGUCUUCGGGUUGGCAGUCACAUGACAGGUGGCGACAUCUAUGGCAUGGUGUUUGAAAACUCUUUAAUCAGACACAAGCUGAUGCUUCCACCUCGCAACAGAGGCACCGUGACCUACCUGGCCCCACCUGGAAACUACGACAUUUCUGAUGUGGUUCUGGAGCUUGAAUUUGAAGGCGUGAAGGAGAAGUUCACCAUGGUGCAGGUGUGGCCGGUACGACAAAUCCGCCCAGUAACGGAGAAACUACCUGCGAAUCAUCCGCUGCUGACUGGUCAAAGAGUUCUGGACGCACUUUUCCCUUGCGUGCAGGGCGGCACCACUGCUAUACCAGGAGCCUUCGGUUGCGGAAAAACGGUGAUCUCUCAGUCGUUGUCCAAGUAUUCCAACAGUGACGUGAUUAUCUAUGUCGGUUGCGGAGAGCGUGGAAACGAAAUGUCUGAGGUGCUGCGGGAUUUCCCUGAGCUUACUAUGGAAGUCGAUGGCAAGGUUGAGAGCAUCAUGAAGAGAACAGCACUGGUCGCUAAUACAUCCAACAUGCCUGUGGCUGCCAGAGAGGCUUCCAUUUACACAGGUAUCACAUUGUCCGAAUACUUCCGAGAUAUGGGUUAUAAUGUGAGCAUGAUGGCCGACUCGACAUCUCGAUGGGCUGAAGCACUGAGAGAAAUCUCUGGGAGAUUGGCUGAAAUGCCUGCUGACAGCGGUUACCCUGCUUACCUGGGUGCCAGGCUCGCCUCCUUCUACGAGCGCGCUGGACGUGUGAAGUGCCUGGGAAAUCCAGAGAGAGAAGGCAGCGUCAGCAUCGUAGGAGCUGUGUCGCCCCCUGGUGGAGACUUCUCAGAUCCUGUCACCUCAGCCACAUUGGGAAUUGUUCAGGUGUUCUGGGGCUUGGACAAAAAGCUGGCUCAGAGAAAACACUUCCCUUCUGUAAACUGGCUGAUUAGCUACAGCAAGUACACACGAGCUCUGGAUGAAUAUUAUGACAAACACUAUCCUGAGUUUGUUCCUCUGCGCACAAAAGCCAAAGAGAUUCUACAGGAGGAGGAGGACCUGGCUGAAAUCGUGCAGCUUGUAGGCAAGGCCUCCCUCGCUGAGACUGACAAGAUCACCCUAGAAGUUGCUAAGCUCAUUAAGGACGACUUCCUGCAGCAGAACGGCUAUACCCCCUACGACAGGUUCUGCCCCUUCUACAAAACCGUUGGCAUCCUCUCCAACACAAUAGCUUUCUACGACAUGGCCCGACACGCGGUGGAGUCCACUGCACAGAGUGACAACAAAAUCACCUGGGCCAUGAUCAGGGAGCACAUGGGAGAGAUCCUGUACAAGAUCAGCUCCAUGAAGUUCAAGGACCCUGUGAAGGAUGGCGAAGCUAAGAUCAAAGCAGACUUUGCUCAGCUGCUGGAGGACAUGCAGAACUCCUUCCGGACCCUGGAGGAAUGAGUUUCUUACCUCUGAGCUCCUCUCCCAAAUACCCAAACCCCAGUGCAGUGCAACAUAGUGCAGAUUAAACGGCCCGUGUUGUGAGUGUCUGCCUCAGUCAUGUGAUCUCCUUUCUUCCUUGGUGUUUAUGUCCCUUUAAACAUUCCAUGACAAAUGACCUGGACAAAUUUGCAUUUUGUUUGACAGCAGCUUCACUCAGCCCAUUACAGAGCACUUAUAGAUCAUGACACCAUCGUGUUGUGGUUAAAAUCAGAGGGCCCCAAUCAGGUGCUGCACUUGCAUGCAACUACUAGCUGCAACAAAGAAUGGAAAGGGAUGUUUCUUUUCCACCAGAUGUGACGGUGAUAAAUACAAAUUAUUAAUCCAAUGGGAACACGCACAUGGGUAAAGGGACAGAUGCGCUGUGUUACAUCAGGGGGGUUAAAGCAUUCUUCCACCUCUUACCUCUUAAGUGUGAUAGUGAUGUUGUGGACUAUAUACUUGACACUAUAUGUAAAAAAAAAAAAAAA